Messenger RNA from Spinacia oleracea (spinach), 764 nucleotides. RefSeq lists its product as uncharacterized. The transcript has 2 exons. Lineage: Eukaryota; Viridiplantae; Streptophyta; Magnoliopsida; Caryophyllales; Amaranthaceae. Bases 125 to 577 code for a protein of 150 amino acids. The record is from RefSeq and is a predicted model, not a curated record.
CAAUUCUCCUUGCAUACUUUUUGUGACAGAUGAUAAAAAUAGACAAUCUUCAAAUUUUUUUUUUUUUUGACAUGAAAUGCGUAGCUUGUAUUAAUCAAAGAAGCGUCUUGUCCGCAAGAACAAGAUGAUAAAGGUUUGGUGGACAUUCCUCCAUGAAUACCAAGGGCUCUUCAAAGUGAAGGGCUGCCUUAGCUAUGGAGUGAGCUACUACAUUACAGCCGUGACUUCUUUCCUCUUUCCCUGGAGCAUAUCAAUCAGCAAAGAGCAAUCUGACUCCAUCUCUAUAGACCGUAGUCCUGCUUCAAAAGCAAGUUUCAUCCCAAAGCGAACACCUUCAGCCUCCGCCUGCAGGGCACCCAUAUUCCCUUCUAUGUUUCGUCCCCCACUCAUCAUCACGUCACCAAUUCCAUCCCUUACAAUCAUCCCCAACCCGAUUGCUCCCACCUUUGGCACAGCUGCAUCAGUAUUCAGUUUAUACAAAGUGCUUUGUGGGGGUUUCCAUGUUGCGUUAGGUACAGCUCCUCUCUCUAACUGGUGUUGUCCUCUUACUGUUGCUGCCUCGAACUCCCCUAAGUAAGUCAGCAUCUUCGAGCACACCCUCCCAAGAUCUUCCUUUCUUUUUUCAAAAACCCAUUUAUUCCGCAUAUUCCAGGCCUGCCAUACCACCAUCAUAGCUAUCUCCCACAUACGAUCCACUUUACAUAGCUUUGCAUACUCCUCACACCACACAAAGAAGUUGCGUGCCCCUUCCUGUGCUUCUAGAC